Molecule: messenger RNA, 774 nt
Organism: Pedinophyceae sp. YPF-701
Lineage: Eukaryota; Viridiplantae; Chlorophyta; Pedinophyceae
Source: the annotation of a GenBank genome assembly
AUGUCGCUGCCCGUAGAUGAUCUGUUCGGGUACACGGGGACGCCGAAGCCCAAGGCGCUGAGGCGCGAAGUGCUGAAGUGGAUCCAGGGGCUCGAUCUCACGCACUCAGUCAGGGAUCCGCGCCGGGACCUGGCCAACGGGUUCCUGGUGGCGGAAAUAUGCACUCGUUACUUCCCGCUGGACCUGAAGAUCGCGUCUUUUAGCAACGGGCUGUCGGGGCCGACGAAGGACAACAACUGGGGGCAGCUGCAGAAGUUCUUCGCGCGCAGAGGGACGCCACUGCCGGACGGCCUGGUAGACGCGACCAUCAACCGCGAGUUUGGCGCCGCGAACCUCCUCAUGGAGCACCUCUACGAGAUCCUCACCACGAAGAAGCUCCCCGAAGUGGUCGAGGACGACGACCCCGCCCUCAGGAGCCAGAGCGACAUCGGCAUCGACAAGCCCAAGGGCAUUCCCGCGACGGAGGUGUUCGCCUUCAAGGAGAACAAGAAAGCGCAGACGGUGGCGGGCGCGGCCACGACGGCGCAGCGCGCCGCGCAGGCGGCGCAGCAGGCGGCGCAGCAGGCCGCCGAGAACGCCAAGGCGCGCACGCGCGUGCAGCCGAUGAACCGGCGCGCGCGGCGCGGCCAGCAGGAGCCGGCGCCCGUGCCGACUACGGCCUUGAAUCCGAUCGGCCAGAAGAUAGCCGGGACGGAAACGGUGGAGUUCGGGGAAAUCCGAUUGGCGCCGCUGGACAACAUCAUGGAGCUGCGGAGCGCGUUCGACAAGGAAUGA